AUGGGACAGCCAAAUAUGUCACAGAGCAAUGCGGCCGGAGCAUGCUUGACGGCCGCCAGUUCGUCUUACACAACGUCGGCCACUACCCGUACUACUCUUACCGAAGAAUCCCCGCUAUUUAUUCACCCAGAUCCCGGUCAACAAGACGAAGAUCGCAAAGCCCGGAAUAGUGAGAUCCCUGAUGGGGGCCUCUUGGCCUGGACACAGGUUCUGACUGGACACCUGGUUGUGUUCAAUGUAUGGGGCUAUAUUACAUCAUACGGCUUUUUUCAGGAAUACUACGUCAAAACUCUCGAUGUCAGCCCAGCGAAUGCAUCUUGGAUCGGAGCGGUGCAGAUGUUCCUUGUCCAUUUCCUGGCCACUGUCUCAGGCCGAGCGAUGGAUGCGGGUUAUCUAAGACAAUGUAUCACCCUUGGGUGUUUCUUUCAAGUCGCCGGAGCAUUGGCGACCUCAUUUGGCACAAAGUUAUGGCAUUUUUGGCUAGCGCAAGGAAUCGUCAGUGGAAUUGGCCACGGGCUCGUCUUUAGCCCCAUGAUCUCGCUGUAUGCGACAUACUUCAACUCCAAGCGAGUGAUGGCCGUCUCACUGGCUUCUUGCGGUGCAGCGACUGGAGGGAUGGUUUUCCCAGUGGUUGCGUACCAAUGUUUCGACAAUAUUGGCUUCGCAUGGACUGUCCGGAUCAUGGCGGCCAUUAUCCUGUUCAACAGCGUUAUAAUUGUCAAGUUUACCAGAUCUCGGAUUAUACCUCGGAGUCCUCCUCCCUGGGUUGAUUUCAGCGCAUUCUGUGAACGCCCUUACCUCCUUUUUUCGAUCGGCUCAUUCCUGAUCUUCGAGGGUAUUUACUUUGCAUACAUCUAUCUCAGACAAUAUGCUCAGGCCCACACGGGCUUCACCGCAUCUGACUCACUUCUUCUUCUAAUCCUAAUGAACGGCGUUGGUGUUCCAUCUCGCAUUGCAUCUGCAUUUGUGGCAGACCGGUGGCUGGGUGCGGUAAGGACUUGCAUUGCAGUCUCUAUCCCUUGCGGCAUCGCCAUUCUAGGGUGGAUUGGUGUACACACACACGUUGGCAUGUUUAUUUGGGCCACAGUCUAUGGGUUACUUGUUAAUUGUGCGCAAAGCCAAUUGCCCGCUGCCAAUGCGUACUUUGGAUCCAAAGACCCGGAGAAGUCCGGCACACGUGUUGGGAUGAUCACCACGAUCAAUAGCAUUCCACUACUGACUGGACCGUAUAUAGCAGGACAGCUGAUCGCGUUACGGGGAGGUGAUUACCUGUACGCGCAACUGUUCGGGGGUAUUUGCAUUUUAACUGGAGCGUUGUUUGUGCUCUUCUCACGGGCCUCCACCAACGGAGCAUUACACAAAAUGGCCCUCAGACCUCUCCAUUACCACCUUCCGUUGUUCCCAGGAUUCCAACUGCUGGACGUUGCGGCCCCACUGGACAUUCUCAACAUUCGCACACAGUACCCUGACACAUCAGCCAUCACCCUGACUGUAUCAGCCGCAACUCUUGACCCGGUUUCAGUGAAACCAAUCCCUCCUCCCAAGGCAAAAUGGCGAUUUGAUCUACCCGACCCAAAGCUCAAUACAGCUUGCAACCAACAAAUGUUGCCGCAAUGUACAUUCGCUGACGUGAUCUCUGCCCUGAAAGCGGGGAAAGUUGCCGACGAUGGCAGGGGUGAAUUCAAACCGAUCGAUGUAUUGAUCAUCCCAGGUGGCCCGGGAACACGUCUGACCCGUAUUUACAACACUAAUACUACAUUCGAUAAAGUCAAAGUCUCCAACACGCAGGAGGUUCAGGACUUUCUGACAGCGGUUGCGCCCUUUGUCCGCCAUAGCAUCAUUACUGUUUGCACGGGCAGCCAUGUUCUCUCGCAGACUGGGCUUCUAGAUGGACGCCAGGCAACAACGAAUUCAGCCCGCUACAAUCAUAUCUCUAAACAGAUUGGCGAUGUGAAAUGGCAGCGCAACAGACGGUGGCUGCGUGAUAGUGUUCCCAAAGAUGCGGUGUCUGACGGCCUGUCAUUGUUACCUGGGAUUGAGCUAUGGUCAUCUGCUGGAAUAACUGCAGGGAUUGAUGUAAUGCUGGAGUUUAUUUCGGCGCAUUAUGGUGGUAUCCAAGUCGGGAUAGAGACUGCGAAGCGCAUGGAGUAUCGCUGGGAGCGGGAGAAGGGGGCUUCUUACUUCUUGUGA
This is a messenger RNA of Penicillium egyptiacum, 2190 nucleotides long. Lineage: Eukaryota; Fungi; Ascomycota; Eurotiomycetes; Eurotiales; Aspergillaceae. The record is from the annotation of a GenBank genome assembly.